Molecule: messenger RNA, 4983 nt
Organism: Tupaia belangeri chinensis (Chinese tree shrew)
Lineage: Eukaryota; Metazoa; Chordata; Mammalia; Scandentia; Tupaiidae
Gene: ARHGAP20
Product: Rho GTPase activating protein 20
Exons: 15
Coding region: 75-3491 (1138 amino acids)
Biological process (GO): regulation of Rho protein signal transduction; signal transduction
Molecular function (GO): GTPase activator activity
Source: RefSeq, a predicted model, not a curated record
CCGCGGCGGGCUCAGCUCCCAAGGCGUCAGGGCCGGUGGCGUCCGCCUGGGCGCGGCAGCCGCCAAGGAAGAAAAUGAAAACACUAGCAGAAAGGAGGAGGAGUGCUCCAUCUCUUAUCCUGGAUAAAGCCCUGCAAAAACGGCCUAGUACCAGGGAGAGCCCUGCAGCCAGUGUUGACACGUGUGCAUUUCUGUCAUCAUUUGUGUGCUCCAGUAGGACUCUGCUGAUUGACGGCCGGGUUGAACUCAGAAGAGGCCUGCAGAGGCAGGAGCGGCAUCUUUUCCUAUUCAAUGAUCUGUUUGUUGUGGCCAAAAUCAAAUAUAACAAUAACUUUAAAAUAAAAAAUAAAAUUAAAUUAACUGAUAUGUGGACAGCAAGCUGUGUGGAUGAAGUGGGAGAAGGCAACACCAACGCUAUGAAAUCCUUCGUCUUGGGCUGGCCCACAGUGAACUUUGUAGCCACUUUCAGUUCUCCAGAACAAAAGGACAAAUGGCUCUCUCUCCUUCAGAGAUACAUCAAUCUAGAGAAAGAGAAGGACUACCCGAAGAGCAUUCCCCUCAAAAUCUUCGCCAAGGACAUUGGGAAUUGUGCCUAUUCUAAAACUAUAACAGUAAUGAAUUCAGAUACAGCAAAUGAAGUUAUCAACAUGUCAUUACCACUGCUAGGGAUAACUGGAUCUGAGAGAGAUUACCAGUUGUGGGUCAAUUCUGGCAAAGAAGAGGCACCAUACCCACUCAUUGGUCAUGAAUAUCCCUACGGAAUUAAAAUGAGCCAUCUUCGAGACACUGUACUCCUGACACAGGGAUCAAAGGACUCCAGCACCCCAGUCAACCCCCAGGAGCCCUUCCUCAUGGAACAGCUGCCCCGAGAGAUGCAGUGCCAGUUCAUCCUGAAGCCCAGUCGCCUGGCUGCAGCCCAGCAUCUGAGUGAUUCAGGUCAGAAGACAUUUAAAAGGAGACGAUCGAUAAUUAACUGGGCCUUCUGGCGAGGUUCCAGCACUCACCUGGACAAUGUGCCCGUGUCACCCACAUCUCCAAGGCCAGGACAGCUCUUUGGAGUUUCUCUGCUAAAUAUCUGUGAGAACGACAAUUUGCCCAAACCUGUCUUGGAUAUGCUUUUUCUUCUUAACCAAAAAGGACCCCUCACAAAAGGUAUCUUCAGGCAAUCAGCCAAUGUGAAAUCCUGCAGAGAGUUAAAAGAGAAACUGAAUUCUGGAGUCGAAGUACACCUAGACUGUGAAUCCAUUUUUGUGAUAGCAUCUGUCUUAAAGGAUUUUCUGCGAAAUAUUCCGGGAAGUAUUUUUUCAUCAGAUCUCUAUGAUCACUGGGUCUGUGUAAUGGACCAAGGAAAUGAUGAAGAGAAAAUAAAUACAAUUCAAAGGCUAUUGGACCAGCUUCCGAGAGCCAAUGUCGUUCUGCUGAGGUACCUUUUUGGAGUGUUACACAACAUUGAGCAACAUUCCUCGUCCAAUCAGAUGACCGCAUUUAAUUUAGCCGUGUGUAUCGCCCCAAGCAUUCUCUGGCCUCCUUCUUCCUCCAGCCCAGAACUAGAAAAUGAAUUUACAAAAAAGGUGUCCCUGCUUAUACAGUUCCUGAUUGAAAACUGCUGUAGGAUAUUUGGAGAAGAAAUCACUUCCCUCUUGGGAGAGGUUUCAGUGAGAUGUGAUGCUAGAGAGAAUGUCUCAGAUAUCUCUUGCUUCCAACUGAAUGACUCCUCCUAUGACAGUCUGGAAAAUGAGCUCAAUGAGGAUGUGGAUGCCCCAUGCAGUGACUUGGUAAAGAAACUUGGCCAGGGCAGCAGAAGCAUGGACUCUGUGUUGACGCUCAGUGACUAUGACCUUGACCAGCCUGAGGUGGAAGGCCUUUUAACCCUGAGUGACUUUGAUUUAGACCAUUCUAAAAAUGAAGACCUUCAAGUGAAAGCGCCUCUAGAAUCCAAGCUGUUGAACGUUUUAGUGUACACCAAGAUCCCACUGCGGGAUCAUGCCAGGACCCCGUCGGGCACGUGCAGUCGCAGCUGCCUGUCCACCGCUGCAGCGGAUGCUCCUAAAAGCCUGAGAAGACACCGGCGCUGCUCGGAGCCCAGCAUUGACUAUCUGGACUCUAAGCUUUCCUAUCUCAGGGAGUUUUAUCAGAAAAAGCUUCGCAAGUCCAGCUGCGAUGCGAUUCUCUCUCAAAAAGAUGAGGACAAUCCAAAGCAGGAUCAACCCCUCCAGGAAGAGGGUAAGGCAUGUCUUAAACACAGUUUAGUCGUAGGCACUGAUAGCAAGAAAAAUGCCACUCCUCAAAAUGUUAAGAAGAAAAGCUUACCUGGUAAUGAAGGAAAUCAUGGGAAGCCUUUCCCUAAGUCCAAGCCAGUGGCCAUUUCUGUGGCAUCUUACAGUCGUAUGCCCUCCCAGGACCAUUCCAGGAACCAGUCCUUCGAUAUGACUACGUCUGGAUACUCCCCGCCACACACAGCAGAUGUCCUCAAGAAUUCAAGGACGCAUCGGCGCUGCUCAGAGCCCAACAUAGAUGACCAGCACUGCAAACUAACCUAUCUCAGGGGGAUUUACUCAAAGAAGCAACAUAAAACCAGCUGUGAAGCUGGGUUCUUGCACAGAGAGGAAGAUUAUCUCAAACGGCAUAAGUCUUUGCAAAUGGAGGGGCAAAAGCUUAUCAAUCAGAGUUUGGUCAUGGGUAUUGAGGUGGGCAAGAGUAGUGCCAUAACCCAGAGCACUGAGAAGGUCUUACCCCCACGAUUAAACCUCUGCCCAAGGACUAGCUUUUCCAGCCUCUCCUCCCCAGGCACGUCUCCCUCUGGCUCGGUGAGCUCUCAGGACAGCGCGUUCUCUCAGAUUUCUGAGCACUCCGUGUUUACACCCACUGAAACAUCCUCUCCCAUAGAUUGCACUUUUCAGGCUCGCAGAAAACUGGAAGAGCUUUCUUCUGACUUUAGCAGUUCCAUUCCCAUUUCUGGAAUGCCUGGUCCCUCAUCAGGGCAGGCCAGCAGCCUCCUGCCUUCUACCAAAAAAGAUACCGGAGAGUGGCAUUCACAAAUACACUCCGUAACUCUUCACCCCAGCACAUGGUUGAGAAAUGGUGUGGCCAGUUUGAAAAAUUGGUCCCUCAAAAAGAAAGCAAAGACAGCCAAGCCCGACGAGAAGGAAAUAGGUUCUCUAAAAGGCCCCUCAGAGCCACCUCCACUUGCUUCUUUUGUUCCAGAAGCCAGCUCACUGCAAGAGAGACAGAAAGACCUGCCCCUAGGGGUGGCCGAAGGAGCUGGAACUGUGCAGACAGCCCAGUGGGAUAGUUCUCCCUGCCAGGACUCAGAGAAGCACUGCAGCUCCCCAUUCAGCCUGGUGGAAAGCAGGCUCCAGCUUUGUACCAAGUCCCAGGAGGAAGUACAACCUGGUGGCCAGUGUCCCUCUGGUGCUCUGCCUGGCGAGAGAACCUCAUCCAGCUCAGUGACUGUGGGUAAUGUGUCAACGCUGGCGGGGACAGAUCUUUAACCAAAGACAUUUAACCACAGUGAGAAUCUACAAGAACAGAAACUGGGCUAAUAAUAAAAAGACAGUAAUUGCUAUGACCCCUUGAUAUAAGACACCUGGGAUAGGUAGCCCAAGGCUAAUCACUGCUAAUACUUAGGACAAUGAAAACAUUCUCUUCAUAGAAACUAUUGAGCAAAAUUUUUAUUCUAAAAAACUGUCACCACGUAAGUGUGUGGAAGGCUUUUCCUUAGUAAACCCUGGGCUGGUCCUGUCGGUUGGUUUUAGAAGUACUAGCAGAGGGGCUAGGGAAGCAUUCCUUAUGUGAACGGUUUCUGAGAUUAGUGUCCUGAGACGACCAAAAUAUCAUAAAUGAAGAAUAGGGGGCUGGGGGAACCAUCCACACUCCGUGAAAUGUUUUUAAUAAGCAAAGAAAAUGCCAGUAAUCAAACCAUUAAGAAGAAAAAUGUGUCUCGUAAUGAAGGAAAUCAUGUAAAACCUCUCCCUGAUUCCAAGCCAGUGGCCAUGUCUAUGGCUUUUUGCAGUUCCAUGAGCUCACAGGACCAUUCCAGGAACCAGCCCAUUGGUGCAGCUAAAGUAGAGAAAACUGGAGUGAUUCAUGAGGCCUGGGUAUCAGGAUACCAUUUUUUUUAUUUCUUGCCUUUGUCUUUGUCUCCCAACCCCUGCCCAUUAGUGUUGCAUCGCUUUGCAAAGGUUCCAGGAAAAACAGAUCAGUGAGGAAAAAGAAGGAAGUGUCCUUUCCAAAGGUGCCUGGACUAGUAGGAAGAGUCUCCAGAAAUGCCCUUUUUCCUAUUUCAAAGGUGACUCCUCCUAUUUCAAAGGUGACUCCUGGAAGCAUUUGCUAUACUGUGAAAGAAAAGACUAUAGUGACAGUCCUUUCUGAGUUAUAUAUUGUUACCAAGAUGUGUUCAAAGCAUGGCAAUCAUUGCCAGUAUGUUGCCCCACAGCUCUGGCUCUUAGAUUGUAAUCAGCUAGAAAAGUUACUUUAUAAACAAUUCUUUUUCUGAUUUUGAGAACAAUUUAGUGGCUGACAGAUUUCAAGGAUAGACUACACCUCCAAACUGGCCACCAGGCCUUCUCAGAGAGUCACUGGCUUUGGGUUUUCUUACUUCUAGAUUAUUUCUAGAAGUUUUCCAUAUUUUUGUCCCAAAAUAUUCAUGGUUGAUAGACAGUUCACACCCCAUUAGUUUAGUUCAUAGUCUUAGACCUUCCUCUUCUCUCUUGCCUUAACGGUUACUACAGUACAUCUCUUCACCUAGAAUUGACUACCAGGCCUUGCUACCCAGUAUGAAGGGACACAAUAAAAAUGAUUGUGUGCCUUCCUUCAUUUUAACUACUUACCAACAGGAAGCUGCUUAGCACCUACUUCGUCUCUCUAGCCCACCAAUUGGAUCUUUCUCCCACGAACUAGCUUUUCCGAAUUACUUUUCUCAUCACUCAUCUGGUCAUACCAAAUUUUUUGUUGUUGUUGUGUGUGUGUGUGUGUGUGUGUUUU